AUGGUCGUCCACUAUCACGAUUCCAAUUUCAGCACCACAGACAGCUCCCCGCCCGGUUCCACGGAGGCCCCCGGCCCGGAUGAUGGGCUGAGCCGGGGCGGCCACACGGCGGUGGCCGUCUGCCUGGGCUUCAUCCUGGUGGCUGGGGUCCUCACCAACGUCCUGUCGCUGGUCAUCUUCGCCAGGUUCCGCUCCCUGUGGACGCCCAUCAACCUCCUGCUGCUCAACAUCAGCCUGAGCGACGUGCUGGUGUGCGUGUUCGGGACCCCGUUCAGCUUCGCGGCCAGCCUGGAGGGCCGGUGGCUGACCGGGGAGCUGGGCUGCAAGUGGUACGGAUUCGCCAACUCCCUCUUCGGUAUAGUGUCAUUGGUGUCCUUGUCAGUUCUUUCCUACGAGCGCUACACCACCAUACUGCAUUCCUCCCAGGCGGACAUUUCAGACUUCAGGAAAGCCUGGAUGUGUGUUGGAGGCUCCUGGCUGUAUUCGCUGCUUUGGACGUUGCCGCCCUUCCUGGGCUGGAGCAGCUAUGGACCAGAGGGCGCCGGGACCACCUGUUCCGUCCAGUGGCACGUGCGCACGCCCACCAGCAUUUCAUACGUGCUGUGUCUCUUUAUCUUCUGCCUGCUGCUGCCCCUUCUGCUCAUGGUGUACUCGUAUGGAAGGAUCCUGGUUGCCAUUAGGAAGGUGGGGAAGAUCAACCUUCUGGCAGCCCAGCGCAGAGAGCAGCACAUUUUGCUGAUGGUGUUGUCCAUGGUGUCCUGCUACAUGCUGUGCUGGAUGCCCUACGGCAUCAUGGCCCUGACCGCCACCUUCGGUAGGUCAGGGCUGGUCACCCCCAUGGCCAGUGUGGUGCCCUCCGUCCUGGCCAAGUUCAGCACCGUCGUCAACCCAGUUAUCUACAUGUUCUUCAACACCCAGUUUUAUAAAUGCUUUUUGGCCUUCAUCAAGUGCAGCAAGGAACCCCAGUCGGUUCAAACUCCGAAAGCACAGCUAUCGGAUAUCUUUGGGGUCCAAAGACAGGUCGCCCUCAGCUGUGCACAGCCUCAGGUCUUCAGCAGCUCCAGAAACACCGCCCUCAGCGGCCAGCACAGUGACCGGCACACUCUGUUCGUUCACUUUACUCCCUGA
This is a messenger RNA of Menidia menidia (Atlantic silverside), 1128 nucleotides long. NCBI's taxonomy places the organism in Eukaryota, Metazoa, Chordata, Actinopteri, Atheriniformes, Atherinopsidae. The record is from the annotation of a GenBank genome assembly.